AUUCACCAAUACCCAUCGCCAGUUGUGAACUCCUGGACUACCAGUCAGUCUGUUCAGUGAUUCAGAUGCAUCCAUCUGCAGCUUUUGGGUCAAAGAAGAGUUCUGUCGUAUCACAACGGUUUCCCUGGAAGACACGUUCAUGCAGAAACUUGAUGCUUACACACCGUGUCUCCUGCAGCUGAUGCGUGCCAAAGGAGGAGCUGUUGGUUCCAGGAUGCGUCCCCUUCUGGACACUGUUAAUGAGUCCUAGAGUGUUGAGAAAAAAAGGGAUACUGUUGGAGUGCCUUGCUCGCAUCAACGUGUCCUCUCCUGAGCUCAAAACCCUGUCCUGCCCUGUGUGUCGCAAGUUGACUGAGCUCCCCCAUGGCCAGGACCUGCCCCGCCUGGGCAACAAUAGCAAACUCCCAAAAGAUAUGCAGAGGGCACUGUCUAUCCGCUUCCACCGCAGCAAGGGCAAACUGCUCCUGAAGAACCCUCCUCCCGGCAGCCAAACUAAGCUCAAGGCCCUUACCCUGCCUAAAAAGAGUCAUGGCAGCCAGGUGCCAGCAGGCGGUGACCUCCACUCAGGUACAGUGGAGCAGGAAAUAGCCACAACCACUGUGAUCAAUGUAGGCAGGCCUCCCAGCAGGAUGAGAGGCCGUUUGCGCAGUCUCUUUCGCUUGGACUGGUGCUAUUAAGCUGUGGUGGCAUCCAUCAUCUCCAUCACUGUGGUGGUCCUGUUGGUGGUGAUUCUGGCUUUUGUGAUCAUGCUGAAUGUGACAUUUACAAGAAGCCUGUAAACCAAACGCCACAGAGCACCUCAGGGAGUGAAGACUCAGGGGGGCACUGAAGGAGCAGGGAGGGACAAAAGUGGAGGGAGAGAAUAUCACACAAAAGCUUGUCAUUCUCAGUGAUCCUUAUGGCAUCUUUUUCCUCCUGGGAGCGGGGGUGAUGGCAAAACUAAGCACUGGUUUGCAUUUAGUGGCAGCAAAGAGAAAUGAAGGAAAAGAAGGACAGCAACAUUUUUUUUAAACAAAGGACGAGCUGGUCUAAAGUUGCACACGAAGAUUCCUGGCACAGUCGGAUGUUAUUAUUAUUUGUUUAACCUGUGUUUUUCUUUGAAGAAGCUUGUAAUUACUGUGAAAGCCAGAAAUAUGUAUAACAAAAAAUAACAAUAAAUAUGCUCUAAAUGCUGUAUUGCACUCAACCCUGUGAUAAGGAAG
Messenger RNA from Monopterus albus (swamp eel), 1202 nucleotides. Its product is annotated as RING finger protein 225-like. Lineage: Eukaryota; Metazoa; Chordata; Actinopteri; Synbranchiformes; Synbranchidae. Gene Ontology annotation, molecular function: ubiquitin protein ligase activity. The record is from RefSeq and is a predicted model, not a curated record. Gene Ontology annotation, biological process: protein ubiquitination.